AUGAGCAAAAAAGAUAUACAUCCUCAAUGGUAUCCAGAAUCUAAAGUUUAUUGUGAUGGCCAACAUAUUAUGACAAUUGGUUCAACUAAACCAGAAUUACAUGUUGAUAUUUGGUCUGGAAAUCAUCCAUUUUUUACAGGAUCACAACGAAUUAUAGAUACAGAAGGUCGUGUAGACAGAUUUAUGCGUAAAUAUAAUUUAAAAGAUGUAAAUAGAAUUAUUAAUUCGUAA
Molecule: messenger RNA, 231 nt
Organism: Chondrus crispus (carragheen)
Lineage: Eukaryota; Rhodophyta; Florideophyceae; Gigartinales; Gigartinaceae
Source: the annotation of a RefSeq genome assembly